Drosophila ananassae is the source of this 366-nucleotide messenger RNA. Its product is annotated as bomanin Short 3. Bases 95 to 220 code for a protein of 41 amino acids. The record is from RefSeq and is a predicted model, not a curated record. The transcript has 2 exons. Gene Ontology annotation, biological process: defense response. NCBI's taxonomy places the organism in Eukaryota, Metazoa, Arthropoda, Insecta, Diptera, Drosophilidae.
AAAGUGCAGGCCAUAGGCAGGGGUAUAUAAGCUCUGGGAUGUCACUGGCAGAGACAUCAGUUCAGUUCUCGCUUCUGUUCCAGCCACUUGCAAGAUGAAAUUCCUCUCGGUUGCCUUCCUCCUCGGCCUCCUGGCUCUGGCCAGUGCCACCCCCCUUAACCCGGGCAAUGUCAUCAUCAAUGGAGACUGCCGGGUUUGCAAUGUCCAUGGCGGAAAGUAAAGCAACACAUUGGCAAUGACUAUAUGGCAAUGGAUGUACAUAUAUACAUAUAUUUGAUAUUCUUAUAAAUAAUUCCUUAUCAACACUUGUUCGGACCUAUUAAAAUAAAUUCCCACGCUAAUCUCUAUGGCAUGAUGUAAAGCAUA